Messenger RNA from Tilletiaria anomala UBC 951, 1184 nucleotides. RefSeq lists its product as uncharacterized. Bases 312 to 1025 code for a protein of 237 amino acids. The transcript has a single exon. NCBI's taxonomy places the organism in Eukaryota, Fungi, Basidiomycota, Exobasidiomycetes, Georgefischeriales, Tilletiariaceae. The record is from RefSeq and is a predicted model, not a curated record.
GGAGCACGCACUGGACCAAGCCCCAAGUCAGGUCAGAGUGUAUAUGUGUUGCCUCUUCAGCACCGUGCACUCCGCAUGCGCAGCCUGCCUCUUCCCUUCAGUCGACUCAUCAUUCUUCCUGACCCCCAAUCUGUCAUUCAACACGUCCAAGGCUUCAGAUCGAGCCGAGCGCUGCAGCCUCCAUCGAUUGUGCGCCGAACCGAGGGAAGUAAGGCGCUGUUCUUCGGCUUCCUUGUCGCUCCCAGCAGAACUCAAAGCCGCGUCCAAAAUCAUUUCACGUCAGCCCCUCUCAGUGGCUCUGUUCGGCAAACAUGCCGUCCACAAGCGCGAGAAAGCGCAACAGAGCGGCGCUGACAGGCGAGGGCGGGUGGCGGCAGACAAACAAAGAUUGCAGCAACAGCAGCAGCGAAGGGAACGUGCGGCUGCGCACGCUCUUGCUCGUUCUUCUCGCCACAACAUGCAGCCUACUUGCACUGCAAGCCUACCGCUUCUACGCACGUGGAACGAUGCCCUUCCAAAUUGCUACGGCGUUGGACGGAGGCCGUGGGGGGCUGUCCAAGCUUACAGAUUCGCUCACCGCGCUUCUGCAAAGCGACCGAGUGGAAGGUGAUGCACUGCAGUACGACUCGUCGCAGUGGAAGGCGCGCGUCGCCAAGAAGGCAGCCACUGGGCACUCCGUCCCGCUCUCCAAGGACCAAAGCGCGGCGGAGAGGCUGAAGCGCGCUCGGGAGAAGCUGGUGGACCUUCGUACGGAACUGCGCGACGUCAUCGGAGGGAAUGAAGCGGAAGGCGGAAGCGGAGGCGACGGCCUACCCGUCGAGGAUCUCAGCUCAGAGGACCUGCAGGCAAUGUUCGACUUGCUGCAAGGGCGUGGAGCGUACUACAAUAUGCGAGACGGCAAGGAUGAAAGCCACACGGACGAUCCCAGCGCUGCUACUGCGGACGCACAUGCGACGCGAGAAAAACGCUUCGGGCGACUGAGACAGGCCAUGGGUGCCGCAACUGGUGGCGCUGACGACCUCUAAUCGGGCCAUGAAAUACGUCAAUACCGGCGCACACCUCACCGCUCCCCGCCGUCCAAGACCCAGGACGAUGUAAUGUAGCUAUACGAUGACCGACCCUUUGCAAAUGCAAUUUUAAGUACCUAUAUAAUGUAUCAUAGUUUUCCCAAUCUAGUUGCGCCA